Molecule: messenger RNA, 967 nt
Organism: Drosophila bipectinata
Lineage: Eukaryota; Metazoa; Arthropoda; Insecta; Diptera; Drosophilidae
Source: RefSeq, a predicted model, not a curated record
UUUCCAGUCACCCCACUUGUGGCAGUCAAGUCCUAACUCCAAAAUCCCAGUUAUAAUCCCAGUUGUGGAACAAUCUCUCAAAUAUCUCGAAGUAUCUUAUUAAACCCUCUGAGACCAUGGCACCUCGUGUUCCGUAUACCUGGCGUCUGCCAGACUUUCCCGGCGAUGGCAGCGACCUCAAGUGGAUAGAUCCCAGCCUGCUGGUCAUCUGCCAGAAUGCCGAUGUGGAUGCCGCCAUCCAGCCCCUGUUGCAGACACUCAAGCAACCGUUUGCCCCCCGAUUGGUGGCCAGUGUCUUCUGCCACGAGACGAUGCGUGAGGUGUUCAAGAAACGGGUUGUGGCCUCCAUGGAGCUGCUGCAUCGCCAUGCCGGCAAUCAUUCCCAGUACAAGAAGGCCUGUCGCAUGAUCGAAUGCCUCAACGCCGAGGUGAUCUGUGUCCUUUACUCGGACUACAUCGGUUUCCAUUGGCAGCGGGCCGACGGCUCGCCGGUCAUUGUCUGCGAGUUCGACCAGAGCUUCUUCGGCGGCCAGAGGCCCACCUCGGUCGUCACCCUGCACACGUUCCGCAAUGUCCAGGAACUCCCGCAACUGGUGGCCCGGGAGCGUAUACCGUUCGUCAGUGCCGCCGUCUGGUGUCCCAAGAUGUCGGCCGCCUACGAGACCGCCUUCAAGCUCGGCUUGGACGUGGUCUACAUCAACUGUCACUCGAUUCCGCUGGUCCCCAUCAUGGAGUUCUUUCUGGCCCAGCAGGCGCAUGUUAUCCUGGCCAAUCACCACCACUAUGAGGUUGUGCGCCACGAGGACAAGUGCCGACUCAUUGUCUUUCCGGCCGUUGUCCUCUGGUGCCCUGCCGAGCCGCCACAGCCGGAGCCCGCGAAGAGGAAGUCAGACCAGGGCAAGGGUGCAAAAAUUGCAGAGUCCUAGACCCUAGUGUAAAUAAAAUUUUAAAUGCUUUUUUUAAAGGA